CUACACUGCAUCUAAUACACCAAGUACAAAUGCGCGUCGCAUAGUGCCUACAUGUAUAACUUAUAAGUAAAUCAUCACACCAAGCUUAUACACCAUACUCCGGAUAGUAGAUUUCCACACGCUCCAUCAACAGCCUGCCGUCUCUAUUGCGCAUAAAUUCUGGCUGCCGGUGGCCUUGUUUCGGAAAUCACCAGUCACUUUCAGCGCGGUAUAUGAGACCCAAAAUUGCUUAGCCUCUAUGUAAUAGUAGGAUCCGCGGUUGCGCGCCUGAAAAUAUGUUAGAGCCGUGGGAUGAAGUUAUCGCACUUCAGAAGGAGCGUCAGUUUUGCGCCGAUGAUGUGCAGUCUAUUAAAACGUCCUGUGCCAAGGACCAUGGCAAGAGGCAUCCUAUCGAAUGUCCAGAUUGCUGGACCCGCCUCCUCAACCGCAUAAGGGAUCGAUAUCUCAACUCUGCUUCUAAGGAAUGGUUUUCCGGCCGGCGACCGUUUCUACUCGAGCUUGAUACCAUGUUUUCUAAAGCUCACAAUUUCGAGGUCGAUCUUAAGACUAUCGAGCAGCGCAUAGUUGACGAGAAAAAAGAGUGGUACCGAGACAAAGUAAAAAAUAUAGGGCUUCAACAUAUUACAAAAUCCCCAACCGAGGAUCGAAUUCUACAGCAAAAGAUCAACGACCGGAGCAUAUCCGCAGAUCAGCUUGCUUCGGAACUGAGGGCGUCCUUUAGCGACGGCGCCGUGAAGAACCACGAAGCAUUCGACGAAUUUAUAGAACGGCUGAGACAUGCCAACCUACCCCAGGCACGGGUCGAAGCCUACAUUGAUAUAUUUUUUCAACCCGCUCACGACCCUUCGGGUGCGGCAAAAGCCCAGAAAUAUAUCGACAUGGUUAGAAACGGGACGCCAAUUGCGGAUACUAUCGGCGUCAUGAUCCGUGACCGGCAUUUGGCUAAAGGUGACCAAGAUCAGAAACAGGCACUUCAUAAGCAGCUCGAAGAACUGAAGAGAGCUAAAGCAGCACACGAACUGGGCAAGGCGAAGAGCGAUAAGGCCCGGCAGGAUAAAACCAGAGAAACCGCACCCCCUGAUGACUAUUACCCCCUACCGCUGUGUUCGGUAUGCUCGAAAACCCCUGAUGCGCAAGACUUUAUCAUAUGUCCCCUAUGCCAAAUUCUGGGCGAUUUUUAUAGACUUAGAGUCGAGCCUACUGUCUUUUGUUCUCGGAAGUGUGCAGACGAACGCUACGAAUCCCAUGUUGAAGCAAGACAUGAGUGUGCAUCCGGCCAGAAAUGUGUCCUCCUCCACGACGAAGAUGUCGAGAUGGAUGACGGAAGAAGUGUUUUGAUCUUCUGUCAGGAGUGUGUAGAAACGCUCGGCAUCCCAUCCGUCUUUUGCUCGGCUCGCUGCUUCAACGAGAACUUUCAGCAUCAUCGCGACGGUGUCCAUAUUCCCCGGCGGAAGAGUACUCAGCAUGAGGUUAAAGAUGAAAAUAAGCUUGAAUUCGACGCAGAAGAUAAGACGAGGUAUAGCGCCAGAAAAAUCGAAGAACACCUAGUCACAUUCGAUAAUGCUAUAGCAGAAUGGCAGCGGAAAACAAGCGCUACAGUGAAAUAAAGGCUACGAAGGGUAAUAUAAUGCAUAUAGAGGCCAACGACCCUGUAUCUUACCAAGUUAUAUCCGGACCCGAGAUAUACCUACUUGAGCAUGACUGGGGUGGGUAGAUACCUAUACCUAUGUACCUAUGUAGGUAAUGUAUGUAAAUAUACUGCGCUGGUAUUCCAAAGUGACCUUGUAGAUACGUAAUAAAUGCCCCGCAGUCAAAAUUACAUAAGCUUAAUAUCUCCGAGGGGUUAUUUGAUUUCAGUUGGAAGACCG
This is a messenger RNA of Daldinia vernicosa, 1868 nucleotides long. RefSeq lists its product as uncharacterized. Lineage: Eukaryota; Fungi; Ascomycota; Sordariomycetes; Xylariales; Hypoxylaceae. The record is from RefSeq and is a predicted model, not a curated record. The transcript is spliced from 3 exons. The annotation marks the transcript as partial.